CUCUGGGACCGCCCUGUAACAUCCACCAACUCGAGGAGGAGGAGGAGGAGAAGAGAUCCCCCCACCUAGCCUCGGUUUCCAAGCGCCAGCAGAAGAAGAAGAGACAGGACACAUGGCGGCAGGUUUCGGCCCGAGGUUCGCCGCCGGCGAUGCUCCGGCGAGACGGUGUAACCUGGAGCGGUUCCUCGAGGCCACCACGCCCGUCGUUGCGUCCUCCAGCUGCUCGUCCAAGGAGACCGCGAACGGUUGGGGGCAGCGGCAGUCAGACGACGCAGACGGCUCGUCGCCGUUCUUCGCUCUGGGCGACCUCUGGGACUCGUUCAAGGAGUGCAGCGCGUACGGCACCGCUGUGCCCCUUGCUCUGAACGGCUGCAGCGACGGCGUCGUUCAGUACUACGUCCCCUACCUGUCUGCAAUCCAGCUUUACGGAGCCCUCAGAAGGCACAUCGGCCCUUCGAGGACGGGUGCAGAGGAGAGCGACAGCGACGCGGAGCGCGAGACGAGCUCCAGCACGAACACGUUGUCGGCCCGGGAGGAGGCGAGCGAGAGCAGCACCAGCGGCAGCGAAGCCUCCGGCGACGAGGGCGAGCCGGGACCGGGGAGCUGGUGCCAGGAGCGGCUCCUCUUCGAGUUCCUCGAGUCCGAGCCUCCCUACCAGCGCGAGCCUCUGGCUGACAAGAUUUGUAGCCUUGCCCAGCGGUUUCCGGAGCUCAAGACUCUCAGGAGCUGCGACCUGUCUCCGGCAAGCUGGAUCUCCGUGGCGUGGUACCCGAUCUACCGGAUCCCGACGGGGCCAACGCUGCGCGACCUGGACGCCUGCUUCCUCACCUACCACUCCCUGUCCACGCAGUUCGCAGCAGGCGCCAGCAGCAACGGGCCCAGACCGGCGACGGCAGCCACCGCGACGGCGAUGAUGUGGCUCCCGACGUUCGCGAUGGCGUCGUACAAGCUGAAGGCGGCGGCGUGGACGCCGGGCUGGCGCGACCGGCAGGUUGCCGCGUCCCUCGCGCAGGCCGCCGACGCCUGGCUCAGGCUCCUGCGCGCCGACCACCCGGACCACCGCUUCUUCGCCGCCCGGCGGCCUCCCAGGAGAUGGUGAUCAUUUGAGUGUAUAGAGUACUCUCUCUCUCUCUCUCUCUCUCUCUCUCUCUCUCUCUGGCAAGUCUGAAGGUAGUUGUCCUGAAAAAGGAAACGGCUGAGGUAGUUAGGGUUCACUAGCGGAACCGGAGUGACAAAGUAUGUUCAUCCUGUAGUUUCAAUGUUGUUUUCCUUUUUUUUUGUAUCCGCCAUGUUCUCAGGAAAAAAAUGUAUCAGAAAACGUAUAAUAGGUGUAGAGCAAUACUGGUGUCAUUGUCC
This is a messenger RNA of Zea mays, 1356 nucleotides long. RefSeq names its product DUF789 family protein. The transcript has 5 exons. NCBI's taxonomy places the organism in Eukaryota, Viridiplantae, Streptophyta, Magnoliopsida, Poales, Poaceae. Bases 113 to 1099 code for a protein of 328 amino acids. The record is from RefSeq and is marked predicted.